This is a messenger RNA of Polypterus senegalus (gray bichir), 3077 nucleotides long. Its product is annotated as gastrula zinc finger protein XlCGF57.1-like. Gene Ontology annotation, molecular function: DNA-binding transcription factor activity; RNA polymerase II cis-regulatory region sequence-specific DNA binding. The transcript is spliced from 3 exons. Gene Ontology annotation, biological process: regulation of transcription by RNA polymerase II. The record is from RefSeq and is a predicted model, not a curated record. NCBI's taxonomy places the organism in Eukaryota, Metazoa, Chordata, Cladistia, Polypteriformes, Polypteridae. The coding region runs from base 82 to 1956 and encodes 624 amino acids.
AUAUUACUAGUUAAAAUAAUAAAAAAAAAGUUGCUUCACUUGGACAACGCAGAAGUGACUUGCAGUGAUUACACACAGAGGAUGUCAGAUUUGCCAUGCUGUAAUAAAGAGGAGGAGGUGGGCUUCUACACACCAGGAGUUAAGGGCAAAGUGGUGCUCAACUCAUUACUAAACUCCACCUAUGACUUCAUUAAGGAGGAAAGUUUAGGUGACAGAUACGAGUGCAUCUCAAGAUAUAUGAACAUUAAAGAGGAGGCCUUGGACCAUGGUUACUGCAAUGAGGUCUGUGAUGCUAAAUGUGAGGAUAUUAAAGAAGAAAACUGUGAUACUGCAUAUGGGACAGUUCAGAAAGAAGUAGUUAACCCUGUAUUCAUCCUUCAGCAAACAUCUGAAUCUGACAGUAUUUUAGGAAGUAGAACAAUUAAGCGAGAAUCUUGUGCCUAUCAAAAAGGCAAAGAGAAUUUGGGAUCGACAAUAAAAGUGUGUUGCCCUUCCCAGAAACCUGAAUCAUCACAGAAAGACGACGAGAUUGGGAAACAGAAAGAGACCUCUUCUGGCAGAGACAAACAGGAAGCCCGAGAUGAGCCUGUAAUAAGAUGUGCGCACUGGAAAUAUGUUGAUGGAAAUAUGCAGACUAUCCGAAUUGUACUGCCCUCCUUCUGUUUUCCCGAAUAUGGAGAAAUUCCAGACAAACCGGAAAGUCCAAGUUCCACUCAGGCAUAUUCAGUGUUUCCAGUGAGUAGUAGAACAAUGAAGGAUAAGAGAGACAACGAGUCACUGUCUACAAAGAGCUGUAGAAGAAUCACCAUGAAAAAAACAAAAUUCAUAUGUACUAAGUGCAGGAAAAAAUUCACUUGCAAAUCUAAUCUCGCACGACACCUCCAAGUUCAUACUAGAGACAAGACAUUUUGUUGUGCUAAAUGUGGAAAAAGUUUCAGCCAGAAGUGUGUUCUUCAGAUUCACCUAUUAUUCCACUCUGGAAAGAAAGCCUAUUGCUGCAACCAGUGUGGAAAGAAAUUCAUUGAGAAGAAACAUCUGCAGUGUCACCAGAAAAUUCAUUUACGGAAGAAGUCGUAUGUACAUAAUGAAUGUGGAAAUAUGCCACCUGCACUAAAGCCAUACCGCUGUAGUGAAUGUGGCAUGAGCUUCAAACAGAAGGCCACACUUGAAACCCACCAGACAAUUCACAAUGAAAAACAAUACUGCUGUACUGAUUGUGGAGCAAAGUUUAUCAACAAAGCAUGUCUUGAACGACAUUACAGAAUUCACACUGGCCAGAACAAAUUGUGUUGUGAAAAAUGUGGGAAGAAGUCCUUGAAUGAACAUUGUUGUGCUACACAUCCUAGAAAUCAACCUGGAAAGAAGACAUAUUGUGAUUCAGACUGUGAAAACAUGUACAAAGAGGAGAAAUCUCAUCCGGAACACCAGAGAAUCCACGCUGACAAGGAAAAGUUUAAAUGUAAUAAAUGUGGGAAACAAUUCUUAAACAAACACCAUCUUGGAAGACACCUGAGAACUCACACCGAUGAGAAGCCAUAUUGCUGUAGGGAAUGUGGAAAUAGGUAUAAAGACAAGACAACUCUUCAUGAACACCAAAGAAUUCACACUGGAGAAAAGCCCUUUGGCUGUACAGAAUGUGGCUAUAGGUUCCACAAAAAAAGAUAUCUUCGUCUUCACAUGAGAACGCAUACAGGAGAGAAGCCAUAUAGCUGUCCUGAAUGUGGACUUAGGUUCUCUUGGAGAGGUGAUGCUCAAAAACACCAGAAAAUUCACACUGGAGAAAAGCCAUUUCGCUGCACUGAAUGUGGAAGAGGAUUUGCCCGCAAUGGUACUCUUCAAAGACAUCUGAUGACUCACACUAAUGAGAAGCCCUACUGCUGUACUGAAUGUGGGAAGAGAUUCACACGGCACAGCCAAAUAUUAACACAUCAAAAAGUUCACGCGGGACAAAACUGAAUAGGAUCACACAGCCAAACAAAAUUAAUAGAAUAAAAGCACAAUUAGUUGCCUCUAAUCAAAGUGAGCAAUAAAAAGAAUUAAGAAAGUGGUGUUGGAGCCUUUGAGAGCCCCGUUAAAUGAAAUUUGUUUCUUUAUCGAAUACACACGUCAGACCUAAAACAUUGUUGUUCUACUACCUCAGUCUGUGUAGGCCAUGAUGACUUAUCAGUCAGACGGGAACCAUUUUACUUGCUGUGAAUGUUUCAACUAAUGAAAGAUCACGACAUUGAAGCCAAGUGUGUUAACAAACAUGGGACGAUUGAAAUCUAUGUGGGGAUCAUUAAAACUUGUAGAACAUAGUGGAGGGAAUCAGCAAAGACAAUAAAACCAGUAAACGAGAGGAAUAUGAACAAGUUUAAAAGGUAAUGACAGUUUCAGGUGUAAGAGCUGUUUGAUUAUGAUUGAUCGCAUUAGAUUGCAAAUAUCCUUGUGUGUAGAAAUCUUUUACAUUACCUUUGAAAUGCAUUUCUGAAUAUCUGUAUUACUGUUAUUGUGACAUUACUGCAAUUAGUUGUGGUAAUCAUUUGGCAUCCAUACAUUUUAGGAUUAUCAUUUACAAUAUCAUCUGAAAAAAAAACACGUGGGCAGUGAAGCAGCUUUGGUUUGUAGACACUCAAUUGUUUUAAUACAGAGCAACACACAAUAAAAUUAUAUUAAGUAAAAAGGAAACGUCUAAAACCAGUUAUCAGUUAUUGGGACACUUUUGAAUGAUUCAAAUAAUGUAGUAGGGGCAAAUCUACAACUUUCAGCCUGUUAAAAUAUACUUCAAAAGUGUAGUCUGCCUUCUGUCACCAUUAACCCUAAAAUUUAAAAAUAUAUCACCACCAGGGAGCAAACCAGCUCCUCAACACUCGACACAACAGACACUAGGCCCAAAUGAAGCAGCAGCACACACAUUUAUUUACAAGUGGGAAACAAUUUUGCUUCCUUCCCCCUACAGCACCAAGCACAGUACUUUCUUUUCUUCUUUGUCUCUGUCGCUCCUUCUGCCUCCUCUCCUCCUCCAUCUUUGUCAUCAUCAUCAUCCUCCUCCAUCUCCUGACUCUGUUUUCCGGAAUGAAGGCGUGCAUCUCCCUUUA